AUGAGGAGGAUCAUGGUCGACACUGGGAGCUCGGCCGACAUACUUUAUCUCGACGCCUUCCAGAAGCUCGGCUUGGUUAAGGGGAACAUGAGCCCGAUGUGCUCAGCGCUCAUCGGGUUCACAGGAGACUCAAUUUCACCACUGGGAGCUAUCACCCUGCCCUUAACCUUAGGGGUCCCGCCAAGGUCGAAGACGGUAAUGACCAUUUUUCUAGUGAUCGACCUUCCCACUGCUUACAACGCCAUACUCGGCCGACCAACCCUCAACAAGGUCAGAGCCGUCGUCUCGACCUACUACCAAACCAUCAAAUUCCCGACUUACGCUGGGGUUGGGGAAGUUACGGGAAGCCCCCGAGAGUCCAGGAUUGAGCCACCAUUGGAAGACCCGCGGGAAACAAAAAAACCGGCCCCUCAUCCCGAGCCAAGUGGAUCCACCAUUGACAUACCACUGCAAGAAGCUCGGCCAGACCAGACGGUCAGGGUCGGUUCGGAACUGCCCGAGUGGGAACGGGAGCAACUCGUUGGUCUACUACGGGAGAACACCGACAUCUUCGCCUGGUCACCUUCUGACAUGACGGGCGUCGAUCCAGAGGUCGCACAGCAUCACCUCAACAUCCCACCUGAUGCUCGCCCGGUGAAGCAAAAGCCUAAGCGGCAGGCCCCUGACCGGCAACGCGCCAUACGAGAAGAAGUGGGCCGACUUUUAGCGGCAAGCUUCAUAGAAGAAGCCAGAUAUCCUCAAUGGCUAUCCAAUAUCAGGAUGGCGCCCGAAGACGAAAAGCAUACGACCUUCCUCACCGAUCAAGGGGUGUACUUCUAUAAGGUCAUGCCGUUCGGGUUGAAGAACGCCGGGGCCACGUAUCAAAGAACGGUGAAUAAGAUGUUCGCCCAUCAGAUUGGGAGGAACAUGGAUGUUUACGUAGAUGACAUGAUCGUGAAAAGCCAAGAGGCCAGAACGCACCUAGCCGACCUGACCGAGGCGUUCGCCACGCUGCGCAAGUUCGGUAUGCGACUUAACCCCACAAAAUGCGCCUUCGGCGUCACCUCCGGAAAAUUCCUCGGGUUCAUCAUACACGAAAGAGGAAUUGACGCCAACUCGGAGAAGGUUCAGGCCAUCAUCGACAUGCAGUCACCCCGGACGGUCAAAGACCUGCAGCGACUUAACGGAAGGCUUGUCGCCCUCUCUUGCUUCCUCGCCCGGUCGGGCGAUCGCUGCCUCCUCUUCUUCAGGGCGCUCAAGAGCCUGAAAAACUUCCAGUGGACGACGGAGUGCGAAGAGGCCUUCAUACAAAUAAAGCAGCGCUUGGCCAGCCUCCCCCGACUCGCCUCUGUUUCUCCCGGGGAGAAGCUGGGCCUCUACCUAGCGGCUUCCCCACAUGUAGUCAGUUCUGUCUUGAUCAAAGAAAGCUCUGGCGAGCAACUUCUUAUCUACUACAUCAGCCAUGCCCUGAGCAGACCCGAGGGGCGUUACCCGCCAAUAGAGAAGCUCGCACUCGCCCUAGUGCUGUCAGCUCGGAAGUUGCACCCCUACUUCCAGGCCCACCCGGUGGAGGUCAUCACCGACCAACCUCUUCAACAGGUCUUAUCUAAAUUUGAUGUUGCAGGUCGGCUCCUCAAAUGGGCAGUGGAGCUCGACGAGCAUGAUAUAAGAUAUGUGCCCAGGACCGCCAUCAAGGCCCAGGCGGUAGCCGACUUCAUCGCGGAGUUAACCCAGAUGGAAGAAAGGGACCUCGAGCAACCUCCCGAAGCUUGGCUCUUACAUGUGGACGACUCGGCCAGCUCAAAGGGUGCCGGCGUAGGGCUGGUGCUGCUCGCCCCCGACGGACGCUCGUUCGAGCACUUCCUCCGCUUUGGUUUUAAUGCCACUAACAACGAAGCGGAGUACGAGGCACUCGUAGCAGGACUCAGGUUGGCCCUCGAGAUGCAAGUGGCUGCGAUACACGUCCUCACCGACUCACAGCUUGUCGCCGAGCAGCUCAGCGGUGGAUACGAAGCUCGGGACCCGACCAUGGCGAAAUACCUGGCACGGGUAAGGGACCUCAUUGCCAAGUUUCCAUAUUUCGCGCUAUCUAAAGUUCCGAGGGAGGAGAACGAGCGAGCCGACGCGCUAGCUAAGUUGGCGUCAAAGCCGACCUUCGAAGCGUGGACGAAGGUCGAGGAACUUCCUGCCCGCGCCAUCGAAAUAGCGGCUACGGCCCCUAGCAGCGCGCCGAUCACAUGGGUACAGGAGCUGCUACGCUUCAAAAGAGACGGGACCCUUCCCCACGACGAAGUCACGGCCCGACGUGUGCGUCGUACACAUGCAUGGUACACCGAGGAGAGUGGGCAGCUUUAUAGGCGGUCCUUCACCUACCCCCUCCUACGAUGCUUGGAGCCUGACGAAACCCGGACGGUCUUGGCCGAGAUCCACGAGGGAGUCUACGGAGAACACGUCGACGGGCGAACCCUGGCACACAAAAUACUCCGCCAAGGUUACUACUGGCCGACUAUGUGCGGGGACACGAAGGCUUACGUACAACGGUGUGAUUCGUGCCAAGAACACGCCCGCACACCCCGACAGCCUGCGGUCCUGCUCAGCCCCAUCGAUAGCGCAUGGCCCUUCGCGCAGUGGGGUUUGGACCUGCUUGGACCUUUCCCACCGGCUUUGGGGCAGCGGAAGUACAUCAUCAUGGGAGUGGACUAUUUCACAAAGUGGGUCGAGGCCGAGCCGUUGGCGACGAUCACGGAACAUCAAAUAGAGAAGUUCGUGUGGAGGAACCUAGUAACUCGUUUCGGGUUGCCCAAAGCCAUUAUUACGGAUAAUGGACCCCAGUUCGCCGGUAGAAGGUUCCGAGAGUUCUGUGCUAGCCAUGGCAUCCAACUGAGGUUCAGCUCGGUGGCCCACCCUUAG
This is a messenger RNA of Musa acuminata AAA Group (dessert banana), 2889 nucleotides long. RefSeq lists its product as uncharacterized. The transcript is spliced from 2 exons. Gene Ontology annotation, molecular function: nucleic acid binding; RNA-DNA hybrid ribonuclease activity. The record is from RefSeq and is a predicted model, not a curated record. NCBI's taxonomy places the organism in Eukaryota, Viridiplantae, Streptophyta, Magnoliopsida, Zingiberales, Musaceae. Gene Ontology annotation, biological process: DNA integration. Bases 1 to 2889 code for a protein of 962 amino acids.